Messenger RNA from Xyrichtys novacula (pearly razorfish), 603 nucleotides. NCBI's taxonomy places the organism in Eukaryota, Metazoa, Chordata, Actinopteri, Labriformes, Labridae. The record is from the annotation of a GenBank genome assembly.
AUGUCACAAACUCAAGUUCAAAUAGCAAACAAACUCAAGUUCAAAAAACACCACGAACUCAAGUUCAAACAUGACACAAUCUCAAGUUCAACCAACACUCAAUUCUCAAGUUUAACAAUUUCCACAACAUCAAGUUCAAAAACACCACAACUUCAAGUUAAAAAAACUAACUCAAGUUCAAACACGUCACAAACUCAAGUUCAAAAACACCAAAAACUCAAGUUCAACCAAUACACAAAUUCAAGUUCAAAAACACCACAAACUCAAGUUCAAACACGACACAAACUCAAGUUUAACACAAACCACCAAUGCCACCAGUUUAACCAACACCUGAUUCUCAAGUUUAAAAAUUUUAACAACCUCAAGUUCAACCAACAACCAAAUCUCAAGUUUAACAAUUGCCACAACCUCAAGUUCAACAAAUACACAUACUCAAGUUCAAAAACGCCACAAAUUCAAGUACAAACACGAAACAAACUCAAGUUCAAAAACACCACAAACUCAAGUUCAAACACAACACAAACUCAAUUUCAACAAACACACAAACUCAAGUUCAACAGAAAACCUGACUCAAGAUAUACAAUUUCCACAACCUCAAGUUAA